UUUCAAGAUGGACGACAAAAUGAUCAACAAAGAUUUUAUUUUGUAAAACAUCCUUAAUUACUUUCAAUACAAAGUCUUUACUCAACACUAAAGUAUGAUAAGCUAGAAUAGAUGGUGUUAACAAUGUACACGUAAAGCAGAAAGAUGACAACUUGUACAGAGAGUGUACCAAGUCUGGUGAAAGAGUUGUGUGAAAAUUGUUUGAAACAUAAUCCACAGCGGGCUUUUCUCACACAACCAACAGAAACAAGAGAACACAUCAAUAGGACGUUACAGAGGAAGGUUUAUGAUACUGUGUUUGGUUACCUGAGGAGUCAGCAGAGAAUUGAUGACAAAGGAAAGGAUGAAAGAAUCAACAUACUAUCAUUCAUUCUUCAGCUAAGAUACAAGAGAAAGUUUGAUGAGGCUAACAGACUAGAAUCUUUAUUUGACAGUUUACUGGGAGAUGACAGUGUUGAACAUGAAUCCAUCAGAUCAGUGUUAACAUUACUUAUGGCUUUGGCAGAAUUCCCCAACCAGACAGAUAAAGAAGUUGUUGGAUAUGGAGAGACAAAGUAUCCUGUUGUCAGACCUGAACAGACAGAUACCCUAGUGUUACCAUGGGGACCACAGUGUUAUGGAGAUUGUCAUGUGACUCAACCAGACAACAAGUUCUACAUGCAUUAUCCACUGGAGAUUUUUAUGGCUGAUCAAGUGAGACAACCUGAACCUUUUACUAAGAUCUUUCAAGUAACACCAGGGACAGAUCUUCAAGGAAACAGUUUGUUUAAUGUAAAGGGUUACCUCAAUGAUCAACAUGAAAGAAUGACGACUGGUACCCUGUUUGGAGGACUGGUACAGGGAAAGUUUACCUCCCUUGAAGACAAAUUAGAACUUCCUGAUUUACCAGACGAUGAAGAUAGUGGAAUGUUUGAAAUCAGAAUUCCAAGUGUUCAAUCUAUUGAUAGAAUGGUUUUGGAUGACAAGGCUUCCACGGGUAUAGAUACUAUGUCUUGUAGUAUUGUAUCACAGGAUUCUGGUAUAGACACAUCAAUAUGGGAGGAGUGUUUAUCUCAUGUCCUUAGUAAACAUUAUACCUGGGAGACCAGUAAAUGUAUUGUAUCACAGGAUUCUGGUAUAGACACAUCAAUAUGGGAGGAGUGUUUAUCUCAUGUCCUCAGUAAACAUUAUACCUGGAAGUCCAGUAAAUGUAUUGUAUCACAGGAUUCUGGUAUAGACACAUCAAUAUGGGAGGAGUGUUUAUCUCAUGUCCUCAGUAAACAUUAUACCUGGGAGACCAGUAAAUGUAUUGUAUCACAGGAUUCUGGUAUAGACACAUCAAUAUGGGAGGAGUGUUUAUCUCAUGUCCUUAGUAAACAUUAUACCUGGGAGACCAGUAAAUGUAUUGUAUCACAAGGUUCUGGUAUAGACACAUCAAUAUGGGAGGAGUGUUUAUCUCAUGUCCUCAGUAAACAUUAUACCUGGAAGUCCAGUAAAUGUAUUGUAUCACAGGAUUCUGGUAUAGACACAUCAAUAUGGGAGGAGUGUUUAUCUCAUGUCCUCAGUAAACAUUAUACCUGGGAGUCCAGUAAAUGUAUUGUAUCACAAGAUUCUGGUAUAGACACAUCAAUAUGGGAGGAGUGUUUAUCUCAUGUCCUCAGUAAACAUUAUACCUGGGAGAUCAGUGAAUGUAUUGUAUCACAAGGUUCUGGUAUAGACACAUCAAUAUGGGAGGAGUGUUUAUCUCAUGUCCUCAGUAAACAUUAUACCUGGAAGUCCAGUAAAUGUAUUGUAUCACAGGAUUCUGGUAUAACCACAUCAAUAUGGGAGGAGUGUUUAUCUCAUGUCCUCAGUAAACAUUAUACCUGGGAGACCAGUAAAUGUAUUGUAUCACAGGAUUCUGGUAUAGACACAUCAAUAUGGGAGGAGUGUUUAUCUCAUGUCCUCAGUAAACAUUAUACCUGGGAGACCAGUAAAUGUAUUGUAUCACAGGAUUCUGGUAUAGACACAUCAAUAUGGGAGGAGUGUUUAUCUCAUGUCCUUAGUAAACAUUAUACCUGGGAGACCAGUAAAUGUAUUGUAUCACAGGAUUCUGGUAUAGACACAUCAAUAUGGGAGGAGUGUUUAUCUCAUGUCCUCAGUAAACAUUAUACCUGGGAGUCCAGUAAAUGUAUUGUAUCACAGGAUUCUGGUAUAGACACAUCAAUAUGGGAGGAGUGUUUAUCUCAUGUCCUCAGUAAACAUUAUACCUGGGAGUCCAGUAAAUGUAUUGUAUCACAAGAUUCUGGUAUAGACACAUCAAUAUGGGAGGAGUGUUUAUCUCAUGUCCUCAGUAAACAUUAUACCUGGGAGAUCAGUGAAUGUAUUGUAUCACAAGGUUCUGGUAUAGACACAUCAAUAUGGGAGGAGUGUUUAUCUCAUGUCCUCAGUAAACAUUAUACCUGGAAGUCCAGUAAAUGUAUUGUAUCACAGGAUUCUGGUAUAACCACAUCAAUAUGGGAGGAGUGUUUAUCUCAUGUCCUCAGUAAACAUUAUACCUGGGAGACCAAUACUAUGUCUUGUAGUAUUGUAUCACAGGAUUCUGGUAUAACCACAUCAAUAUGGGAGGAGUGUUUAUCUCAUGUCCUUAGUAAACAUUAUACCUGGGAGACCAGUAAAUGCGGACCAGGGAGUACCGAGAAGAGGCCCUACAUAACAGAAGCUGGACCUGAGGCUUUAGACGAGUGGUACAAUAUGAAAAGACGAGAGAUCAACAUACUAUGUCCUUCUGUAGUGUUGCCACCAAGACGACUUGUCUCACAACGGCAACUGUGCCAAAACAUCAUAAGUGUCAUGUUAGGGAUUCCGUCAGUGACCUUUGAACUGUAUGCAUCUGUUGGAACAUUUUGCAUAAAGGAAGGAACUCACUUCACAGGAAUUACUCCACAAAGUCUCAAUAACAUCUGUCAGGAUUUUAUGGAAUGUGGCGCCAUCUACAUUCGACUGAAUUAUUUCUCCUUGCCACAGACCAUGGACUCAUUCUAUAAGAAAGGACUAAUAUUCCAGGCCUUCAUUGGAUCCAUAAGAAAAGUACUACAGCAUUAUAGGGCAGUUGUGUUGUCCAUCAAAGAGAAUAUGACAGUGUUGAGAAUGAAAUUCCAGUGUCAUCAGCUUUUUAAACAAAUGAGAUUUUUAGCAAGGCUUUGCCAAUGUGAGGAACAGUUUGACCCACAUGCAGAUCUUCAGUUUCCCUCUGGUAUUGAAUUAUUGAGUUAUGUUUACAAAGAGACAUUGGAAUCAGCCAGUUCUGACAGCUACCCUAUGAUGUUAUCCAUCUUACAGACCACUUGUGCUCCCUAUUUAUUAUGUUUAGAAGAUUGGAUAUAUCAUGGUCGCUAUAGAGAUAUAUAUGGUGAAUUUAUGAUUCAGGUUAAUGAGGACUAUAUUCAGUUCAGAGAUAAGUAUUAUUGGACUCAUGGUUUUACCCUGACAACCAGUGAAGUGAUGGAUUCUGUACCUUUGUUCCUUAGAGACUAUGCCAAGAAAAUCUUCAGUUGUGGAAAGUCUGUCAAUCUUCUCAAGACAUGCUGCCGUGAUCAUUUUCUGUGUCAGUUAGAAGACUUUGAGAUCCCUAGGAUCAUGGUGACGUAUUCAAGUGAAGAAAUGGAGGCUAUUAAAGUGCAAUGUGAUAUGUACGUCAGUAAAAUGAAACAGAUAGCCAAUCAAAUUACAAUGUCUAGGGAGGAGAAAAAAGCUAGAGCAGAAAAGGCUAAACAAGAUCUGAUACGUAAAGCCAGGGAAGUGGCAGAGAGACAACUGAAAGAAUAUCAAGAGAAAGUUCUUGCUGUAAAGAAAAAAGUUGAUGAAAGGAAGAGGAAACAAUUUGAAUUUCUGAAAGAUCAAAUGAAGACAGAUUUACAGAGGAGAGCAUCUGUAAAAGAGGCAAACAAGGAGGAAGAUAGACAGUUUAUCGCCAGGGUAACAAGAGCUGAAGAAGCUCUUACAGAGAAAGAGAUAGAACUGGAAAAGAAAGCAAAAGAAGAAAUAGAAGAGUACUACAGCAAGCUUACAGAAGAAGCUGCCUUUAGAGAACAGAAAGCAUUAUGGCGUGUCAGACGAGCUAAAUUAGAUCUGGACAGAAUCAACUUUCUACAACAUGAUCAAACUCAAUGGUCGACAGAAAUGGAGGCUAAUCCAGAACCUAAGAAAGCAGAAGAUUUUCCUGAUACAGUUGCCUUACCAGCCUGGGCAGAUAAAGGCUUAUCAAGUAAAAAACCUAAAGUCGUUGGGGAUAGCACUUUGCCAAAGUGGGCAAACAAGGGAGGUGUACAGAUGCCUGAUUGGGCAAGAGAUGAACUUGCAGAUGAAGAAAGUGUAUUUGAAAAUCUUGAUGAAAACAAAUCUCCAUCAAGACAGUUACCAACAGCUGGAAGACCUUCAACACCAAGAAUGAAACGUCUGCCUUCACCAAGAGUCAAAACAGGAAUAAAAUUGAACGAUUCUUUCUCUGCUUCUGCUGAAACGGAGGAAAUUGAUAGUCGAUCUGGUAUUCAGACAUAUCAGCAUGCUAACGCUACGAAAGAAUCGGAAGGAGUUGAGAAAGAUAAAUAUUCUGUCAGGCUGGUCGGAGAAAUGCAUGCUACCAAAGAAUCUAAACAGGAGGAGGAGUAUAAGAGCCAUAUAAAAAUACGGGAAGAUAUGCAUGCUACAAAAGAAACUGAGUCGAACGAUGAUAAAAUCCGUCCACAUAUUAAACCCAAUCUUAUGAUGUCAUCAACAAAAGAGUCAACAAAUGUACAAGAAACUAACUUUCCAAAAUUAAAGAGAAAUAAAGACAUGGAUUCUAAUACAGAAUCAACAGCUGCUGUAUGGAAAAUUAAAAAGCAGAGUGUUUUUGGUCAUCCCUCUCAAAUGACCAAAUUAGACUCAGUUGAUAUAGCAGCGCCAAAAUUAAAACGCUCCUUACAUUUUCACGCUUCAUUGGAAUCGGAGCUUAGAGAUUUUGGCAUUAAGCCAAGAAUAAGGAUAAGUAAAAACAUGUAUGCCUCUAAAGAGUCUGAGCCUUCUGUUAUUAAAAGACUGAGAAUUAAAAAGUCUGAACAGAUGUGGGCAACAAAGGAAUCAGAAAUGAUUGACCACGAUGCCCUCCGAUUGGAGAAGUUUAAGUCCAUUAAUGUAUACGGCCAUUCUUCUGACUCAACCGUACAGAAACUGUUGUAUGGAGACAAACAUAACAGGUCAUAUGAUGAAACAGAUACAAAAGGUUUUACUGUAGUUUUUACAGAAGUGCAAGUUUUAGAGAAAUUCACUUAUGAGGACCAGUUUGACCAUUUAGAACAUGAACCAGCUGUGGAUUUGUUGUCAUCGUCUGUUUCCACAUUGUACGGUGGAUUCGGCGAUUACGGAAUCAAUUUACGGUCAAAUGUGGACAUCUAUAAAUACAUGCCUUUACCUGAACUAUUCAAACAUUCUGUUACAAAGCCUCUCAGAUCACAAAUUUCCCUAGUAAACAAGAGUGUUAUAGAUUAUUUCACAGUAGAACUCCAGAUAGAGGAACAUUUCCAGGCUCUAAGAAGAUAUUUAUUGAUGGGAGAUGGCGACUUUUCACAGUUUUUUAGUGAUUUACUGUUUGAUAAGCUGUCAUCCAAUCCAAAACCAAGAGAGAUGUUGAACCCAGUAUUUUUAAAUGGUGUCCUGACCAAAUCACUUAGAUCUUCUAUGCAUGCUGAUGAUGUUUACGCAGAUAACCUGAGUUUUGCCAUAAAAUAUGUACCUCAGGUUCUACAACAAACAGCACAUGAUACUCUGGAUUGUCUAGAAUUGAGAUAUAAGGUUGUAUGGCCAUUAAACAUUGUGAUCACAGACAGUUUAAUAUGCAAAUACAGUAAAGUCUUCUCCUUCAUGCUUCAACUCAAAAGAAUUGUCUGGAGUCUUAAAGAUGUGUGGCACAGACUGAAAAGGGGAGCAAUUAUUCACAAGGCAGGAAAUAGUGUACAGUUUCGACAGCUACAGUUGUACAGACAAGAGAUGCAACAUUUUGUGAAGGUGAUGCAAGGAUACGUAGCCAGUCAGAUUAUACAUGUAUCAUGGAAGGAGUUCACAGAAUCUCUGACGACAGAUGUCAAGGACCUGGAUGAUUUACACAGAAUACAUUCAGAAUAUCUCAACAAAACUAUAUUUAGGUGCUUACUGAACAAGAAGGCUAGUCCAGUGAUGAAGAUAAUACAGGACAUAUUCAGCCUCAUUCUGAAAUUCCGUGUUCAGUUGAUUAAUGCUGAGUGGUAUACUGACCCAGAAUCUGGACAGUUAACACAUACAAACUUUGUAAAUAUGGUGUCUCUCUACAAAGCCUUUAGAGAAUAUUCUGUGUUUUUGUUCAAAGUUGUAUAUAAACUGUCUGUAAGAGGAUAUCAGCCUCAUCUUCAGGAAUUAUUACUUAGACUGAACUUUAAUGACUAUUACAAGGACAGAUAGAAACAGGUCUGAUUCUGACAAAUAUUUUAUAUAUCUGUGAUAAUUGCUUAGAAUAAACAGAAAAAAAUAUGUGAA
Mytilus trossulus (common blue mussel) is the source of this 6507-nucleotide messenger RNA. Its product is annotated as gamma-tubulin complex component 6-like. NCBI's taxonomy places the organism in Eukaryota, Metazoa, Mollusca, Bivalvia, Mytilida, Mytilidae. The record is from RefSeq and is a predicted model, not a curated record. Gene Ontology annotation, cellular component: spindle pole; equatorial microtubule organizing center; gamma-tubulin complex. The transcript has 48 exons. The coding region runs from base 145 to 6432 and encodes 2095 amino acids. Gene Ontology annotation, biological process: meiotic cell cycle; mitotic cell cycle; cytoplasmic microtubule organization. Gene Ontology annotation, molecular function: gamma-tubulin binding; microtubule minus-end binding.